Molecule: messenger RNA, 1753 nt
Organism: Triplophysa rosa
Lineage: Eukaryota; Metazoa; Chordata; Actinopteri; Cypriniformes; Nemacheilidae
Gene: ctso
Product: cathepsin O
Exons: 8
Coding region: 124-1128 (334 amino acids)
Cellular component (GO): lysosome
Molecular function (GO): cysteine-type endopeptidase activity
Source: RefSeq, a predicted model, not a curated record
CGCUGCUGCAGAGACACACUGCUGAUCCGGAUGUAAACACGGGCAAAUAAUCCAUCGCCGAAAUGAAAGUUUUGAAAGCACAUAGGACGAUUCACUAAAUUGUUACUUAUUGACUCAUGUUUAAUGGCGUUUACGCAAACACUUGUUGGUUUGGUCGUUUACUAUCAGCUGCUGAGAGGAUCCAACAGUGUCGAGACAACUGAGCAACAUCAGACGGAAGGAUUUAAAGCUUUUCAACAACUUUACGACAGAAACUACGAUAACAAUGAGUUAUACGAGAGCUUGAUACAUUUCAAGAAUUCACUUGAGAGACACAAGGUUUUAAACAACUUGCUGAAGAAAUCAAACCAGUCUGCCAGGUAUGGAAUCAACCAGUUCUCAGAUUUAUCUUCAAAACAGUUUAAAGAACGCUACCUCACGGUCCAGGCUGAUGCUGUUCCAAAGUUUGACCCCACUAGGCCCAACAUCCGCUUUAAGACGAGUUAUCCAGUAAGGUUUGAUUGGAGGGACCAUGGAGUUGUCGGACCCGUUCAAAACCAGAAGGCGUGUGGAGGUUGCUGGGCCUUUAGUGUGGUGGGGGCUAUUGAAUCAGUAUCUGCUAAACAUGCUGGAAAACUACAGGAGCUCAGUGUACAGCAAGUUAUAGACUGUUCUUACAGUAACCAUGGAUGCAACGGUGGAUCUCCUGUUGAAGCUCUGGACUGGCUCAUGAAGACCAAACUAAAGUUAGUAAACCAGGUGGAGUAUCCUUUCAAAGCUGUCGCUGGGAUAUGUCAAUACUUUUCUCUGUCUCACGAUGGAGUCGUACUUACGAAUUAUUCAGCUUAUGACUUAAGUGGACUGGAAGAGAUAAUGAUGAGUAUACUGGUGGAGACGGGACCUCUUGUUGUCAUUGUGGAUGCCAUCAGCUGGCAGGAUUAUCUGGGUGGCAUCAUUCAACACCACUGCUCCAGUCAUAAUGCCAACCAUGCUGUACUGAUCACUGGCUAUGAUACCACAGGGGAUGUGCCAUAUUGGAUAGUACGCAAUUCAUGGGGAACCACAUGGGGUGAUAAUGGCUAUGUUUACAUAAAAAUAGGAAGCGACAUGUGUGGCAUUGCGGAAAGUGUUGCUGCUGCUUUUGUAUAAAUCAGUUAACAAUCUUCAUACUUGAGGGAUCAGCAAGUCACAGAUCAACAUUUGAAAAUAUCAGCCCGAGGACAAGAACCUGACUCAGGUCUCAAAUGCAGCUGGUAAACGUUCUUGUGUGGAUUGUGGCUAAAAAUCCUGGUGCCUCUUGAAUUCAAAGCAAAUGAUUCUGUGUAAUUCCCAAUAUUCCUAAUCCUGUAAAUCACUGUAGCCCAAAAUAAUCUCUCAGUCAGGGCCAAUUUUAGUUAGGAAACACAUUUUACACAGAUUUUAACCAAACGCUUUUUGUGCAUUUAACAUGUGUUUUAUUUGCAUAAUAAUAAUGUUGCAUUGCUAUAGGACACACGGUAAACUCAUCAAAGAUAAUGUGACAAGAUAGACAAAAUAUGUAUUUCAAAAAUGUUCAAAUGUUUUUUGAGCCCACUGUAUUAUUGUGAAUACUAAUGAAAGCUUUACUACAGAUUCUAUUGCUAGAUAUCAUUUAUCUACUGUCCUACAUGUUUUGUAACUACACAGACUUUGUACUGUUUACUAGUUUUAUAUUUGAGUACAUUUUAAGAACACUCUGACAUGUGUUUCAAUAGUAAAUAAACAAGAAUACAUUUUCACAUGUUUUCAAAUAAAC